This is a messenger RNA of Prorocentrum cordatum, 1377 nucleotides long. NCBI's taxonomy places the organism in Eukaryota, Dinophyceae, Prorocentrales, Prorocentraceae. The record is from the annotation of a GenBank genome assembly.
AUGCCCACCCCCGUGCAUGCUUCGGCGCGGCUGCUUCUGCUGCCACUGGUCGUGGGCGCUGGCUCCACGGCCCUGCUCGAGUCCGCGCUGGAGGAGGAGAGCAACGCCUGCGCGGAUGCCCAGCGCGUGGAGCUGCUGCAGCACCGCGCCAGGGACGCUGGCAGCCUGGUUGCGCGUGGCUCUCUCGCUGGGGGAGCCCUCGACGGCAAGCUCGUGGUGGAAGCCGACAUGUCAAUGGUGAAAAGCACCUUCGCAGUCAGCAGCGGGCGCAUCGGCGCCAGCAUGAUGUGGAAGCAGCGUUUUCUGCCCACGUACCCCGAGACAGAAGAGAACGAGCCGAUGGACGUGACUGCGGCAGUCCAAGGAGACGAGGCAAGCGACGCCCUGAUACCAGAUCUGGACUUUGACACCCUUUCUAUCGCGUGCGGCAAGGCUGCCAGGGUCCGCAUGAACUCCACGGCCACCAGGUACCAAACAGGCGAGGACCAGUAUGUCAAGGAGAUGUCCCAUUUCAGCUUCCAUGGCGUCUGGGCCGGGGGCAGCGGUUACGACAGGGAGGUUGGUGGCCUCACGGUCAGCGAAGUCGAGGACCUCUUUCAGCAGGGGUUGGGCGAUUUGAAGGAGUAUUCCCCAUGGAUGGACAUUCACGCCGGCCUUUAUGAUAAUGACAUCGACUCCUACGUGGAACGAUUCAAUCAGUACGGAUAUCCCUUCCUGGCCUUGCGGUGGCCUUCCCUUGUGGGCGAGCGGGUGUUCUACUCGCUGGUAUCUCACGUGAACACCACGCAAGAGGUCUUCGAAAUCGUCUCGGCAGUUGCGCCGUCAAGUGCCAGUCUGUCCGUGACAGAAUUCCCGAUGCCCCGUCACAUGUUUCGCGAGGAGGAGAUCGAAUGGUUGACACAACGAUCCACCGGCCCCGUGCAGCUUCAUGUCAGCCGCACCCAUCGCGACCUGAACGUCGUGAAGGCGCACUACAAGAGCAUGUUUGGGCUGAAUCCAGAGCAUGAGGUGCAUGAUGCAGGUAGUGGCGUGAGUUUCGUGUCCUUCUGGCACCAGGUCGGAGUAACGUUCCCGGAGAGGGUCCGCGUGCAGGUGAUGUAUUGGAGCAGGGCAGAGCGUCCAGGGAGGUGGCCCGAGGCGCAGGUGCUGAAGCCAGAGUUGUACAUGCUGCGGCGCAGCGGCCCGACCUACGACCAGGCCGUCAAGUGCGGGACCCUCAGCGAGAUCAAGCUUCGCGGUGCGGCCGCAGGCCUCUCUCGAGAUCUUCAGUGGCUGCGGGCGGCCGAGCUGAGGAAACUGGGCGACCUGGCGCUGGAGUGGGACGCGCUUCGGGGGCCAGCACCUGGUUCAGAGUUCGGGGCCUCGGGCCCAUCCUAA